UCAAAACAGACCACGAAAAGAGACGAACGAAAAAUGGACUGAGGCUCUGUCAAAUAAUUAGUUUAUAUUGAAAUUCAAUUGCUUUAAUGUGUAUUAGGACUGCUGUAAUAUAAUAAUAAAUUAAUAAUGGACUACCUAGUGAAUAUUAACUGGAACAAAGUUACACCAUGCCUUGUUUUAUUAGUACUAGAAGUAGUAUUAGAGUUUUCAGACUGCGCAUCCCCAGCGGAAGUUAACAAACACCUCGAGUUAGGUCGAGACUUCUUAGCGCGGGGCCAGCUAUCAGAUGCCCUGACACACUAUCAUGCGGCUGUCGAGGGCGACCCACAUAAUUAUCUCACAUACUUCAAGCGGGGCACAGUGUACUAUGCACUUGGCAAAGCCAAGUUUGCCCUACAAGACUUCACUAAGGUGUUGGAGUUGAAGGCUGACUUUACGUCAGCGAGGCUGCAGAGAGCCAAUGUCUACCUCAAACUAGCGCAGUACAGAGAAGCCCAGGAGGAUUAUUUACAAGUUAACCAAGCGGACCCGUACAACGAGGAGGCGAUAGCGCAGUACCACAAGAUAGAGCAGUACGUGGAGGACCUGCAGCUCGCGGAGGCCUACUACCGCGGCGGCGACCACCGCGCCGCCGCAGACCUCGCCUCGCGCCUGCUGGAGGUGUCGCCCUGGUCCGCACACCUGCGGCAGCUCCGAGCCGAGGCGUACAUCGCGCUGAACGACCUGUUCUCGGCGGUGUCGGACAUCCGGUCGGUGAACCGCCUGCAGCAGGACUCCACCGACGGCUACUACCGCCUCGCCACGCUGCUCUACCAGCUCGGACACGUCAGCGACGCACUCAAGGAAAUCCGCGAGUGUCUAAAACUAGAUCCGGAGCACAAGAAGUGCUUCCCGUUCUACAAGAAAGUGAAGAAGGUGGACAAACUGCUGCUGGAGUGCGAGGAGCUGAGCGAGGCGCGGGACUUCACCGGCUGCCUCGCCAGCGCCAACAAGGUGCUCAAAGUGGAGGACGAGGUCACGCUCGUCGUCUUCGAGGCUCGCAGGUGGCUGUGCAGUUGCUCAGUCAAGGAGGAGCUGUACACGGAGGCGCUGGCGCAGUGUAGUUCAGCGCUGGAGCUGCGGCGGGAUGCCCGCUUGCUGUGCGACCGCGGCGACGCGCUGCUCGGCCUCGACAUGUUCGACGACGCAAUCCACUCGUUCAAGGAGGCCCUGGAGCUGGAGGAAGGUCUGCAGCGAGCCAAGGAUGGACUGAGCAGGGCGCAGAAGUUGCAGAAACAGUCCGAGCAGAGGGACUACUACAAGAUAUUAGGAGUUAAAAGGUCUGCGAGCAAGCAGGAGAUAAUAAAGGCGUACCGCAAGGCGGCGCAGAAGUGGCACCCGGACAACUACCAGGGCGACGAGAAGAAGAUCGCAGAGAAGAAGUUCAUCGACAUCGCCGCCGCCAAGGAGGUGCUGACGGACGCGGAGAAGCGCGCCCAGUUCGACGCGGGCAGCGACCCGCUGGACCCGGAGGCGGGCCGCGCCGCGCCGCCCUUCCACAGCCCCUUCCACCACUUCCAGCACGGCAGCCCCUUCCAGUUCAAGUUCCACUUCAACUAGGCACCACCACCACCACCACCACCACCACCACCACCACCACCGCCACCACUGCUCACCGCUCACGUGAGUCCACCGGCGUCUGUACUCAUCACUUUCGUUGUAAGGGGGUUAUUACAUUAUCAUAAUGUAGAUUUGAGAGAAAAAAGAAAGAAUUUAAUCGACGAAGCACGCGACCCACACUAGCGCACAAAACAAGAACAAAAGAAACUAAAACUAAACAUAACAAAAAUAAUAUAAAAAUAGAAAGCAAUUAAAAUAAAUUUAGUUCAAUUGAAGUCAAAAUUUAAAAAAAAAGCAAUAAUAAUAAAUAAACAAACAAAUGGUUGAAUAACUCUUGAAUCCAACAUCGAUAUCAAUCCAAAUCUAUUGCCAAUGACAAUUUUACACUGCCCUCAUAAAACGACAAUGAGUUUACAGGGUACAGAGGAAUAACACCUGAGUCCUCAGGAAUGGCAGCGUAUGGAGAGUAUCAUGGGCGAAACAGUAUACUCUGCUAUGUCCACGGUACUGCUCAUGUCUAUAGGCGACGGUUACCACUUUCCAUCAGGUGGGCCGUCAGCUUGUUUGCCAUUCUAAGUUGUAUAAAAAAAAAGUUGGGAAAGUUGAUUUGUACUCGGCAAACGCAAAUUCAUAGUGUUAAUGUGAUAGUGAACAAAUUUACUUAAAUGUAUUUUAGUUGAAAAAGCUCGACUAGUUUCAGGAUCGUCCGGGACCCUUAGUCUCUAACUGCAGUAAACGUAAAUUAAUCCGUUCACUAUGACAUUACAAUACGUUGUAUAUUUCCGAAACUUUCAAAAAUAUAUAUAGUUUAUAGCUUAUUAAAGAUACUAGCUCGCUCUCUCAGUGUCUUACUCUUGUCCAUAAAGAGCGAUAUAGCUACAGAGAGUGAUCCCUUUCUACACAAUAAUCCAACAAAUUGGGAAACUAAUUUGAUUCCCAAAUGUCAAAUAUUUCGUUUUUUUUAGCUAGUAUAAAUAUAAAAUAUGUACUGAUACAUAAAAAAUGUGUAUUUAUUUGUUUAAAAAACCAACUCUACUAAUUUUCAUAAAAUUUGCCUUACAUAUAAUAUUUUGUAGUGGAAAAAUCAUAAGCUACUUUUUAUACCAACCGCGCAGACGAAAUCAGAUGUAAAAAUAAAUGUCACAUUUUGUGAUAAUGUAAUAACCUCUUGUAAAUAAAAAAGGCUUCUUAAUUAAUGAACAGCAAUUGUGUAAGACUUUAAACGUAUCAAAAUGGGCCAAGUAUCCAGUCUAUAGACUAAAAUAAUGUAUGGUGGGGCAAUCUAGGGAAUUAUGUUGUAUAUGGCAACAUCUCAUUUAUUCACUCACACAAUGAUUUUGUCAACGGCUCUGAAAACUAACGCUUCUGAGACAUUUUUAUAAGUAAAAAUUUUUUCCAUUGUUUCGACGUAUCUUAUUUUGGAGUUACCUCUAACUCAAAAUCUAAUCCUAAGCCCAAAUGAACGUAAAAUAAUUAUGCUGAAUAAAAAGAAAACGGGUUAAAUCAAGCACCAACAACACUAAGUUGGCAACACGUUCCCCGCCGGCGGCUGUGUCGAUAGCCCAGCUGUUUUAUCUUGCAAUUAAUUUGCCAAAGGUUGAUUUGAAGAAAGCUUACAUAACCUACAGGGAUAGUUCAGAUUGCUUUGCGAAAGCUUCCAGUUGGAUCUUAAUAAAGUUUGAGGCCAGCAUUUAAUUUAUUAUUUAUUCAUUUGCUCAAAUAUUAAAAUUUGUAUAUAUGUAUCGUUACGUCCAUAUUUUGGAAGGAUAUUCAGAAACAAAGGUUGUUAAAUGCUCGCACGAUCAUUCGAAUCAAAUUAAAACUCGUAUUUUAAAAUUUUUAUAAAUACACUUGUAUUAAUAUUUAUAAAAAUUUAACUUGAACCACCUCAAUUUUCAUUUCCUCAUUUUCAUUCGCCUUUGUAUAGACCCAACUGUCUUCAUGCCAUUAAAAAAAAUUAGAUUGAAGGUCAGUGGUGCCAAUUUUGAUCUGGGCUUUUACUGCGAUUGACAUGUAUUAUAUGUUUAUUAAUGUAUAAUUAUUUACUGCCAGAAAAAGAAAAUAAUAUAUUUUUUUUUUACCCAAUUCGAUUUAGUGAAUAAUUUAUGCACCCGAGAAAUCGGUCAAAAUCACUAUCAAUUCGAAUGUAUAUAGUAUAAUAGAAUACUAUAUAAAUCGAAUACAUAGUCGAAUCGCGCGAAAUUAACUAUAAUUAAUGCUUGUUUUAUAUCUAAUUCCAACCCGAUUGUUUGCUACUAAUGGAAUGCUAAUAACUUUACACUUCAGCAAAAGUACAAAGUGCAUUUGAAAUAUAUAUACCUAUGAAUAUAGAUCUAUUUGAAAAGUCACUAGCACAAACGCAAAGUUGUUACAUUGUAUAUCAGAAAUAUGUUAAGAUAUGCAAAUAUCAGUAAAAUAAGCGAAAGAAAGAAUUUUAUUUAUUUGUCUGAAUAUUACUUGAAAUUAACGUAUGGCUACAAUAUACAUGAGUUUUUAAAAUUAAAGAUGUUUCUGAUAACAGAUUGACAAAUCGACAAUUGUAAUAAAAAACAAAAUCCGCUUUAAACAAUUUAUUUAUAAAUAAUAGUAAAUAAAAUGCAAUAAAUUGAUAAAAUAAAUUAUAUUGCAUAAUUAAAUCGAAUUCUAAGUACACAACGAGUUUAUUGUCACUGUAAUUUUUAUUUUAACUGACAGUUACUUAUCUCAUAAUGUAGCCGCCAUCUUGUUUGCCAUUAUCAAGAUGGCGGCUGAUCUCGUCGAAGGUUUGUUACAUUUUUGUAUCCCACUUGACUCAUACAAAAAUGUUAUAAACACCACCUGUGCCACUUACAUUGUUAAUCCAUUCAUGAGGACAUACAGAAUGUUGAAAAAACAAUAUUUAAUUAUACUUAUUAAUUUAUUAUCAACAAAAUGUCGAACCAAGUGGCAUUUAAGCUAUUUUAGUUAAAGACAGAGUUAUGUAAAUAAAUAAAAAAUGCAAUUACAAUAUUUUGAAAUGUAAAAAGUGUUGGAACAAGCUGAAAAAUAAUACGUACUUUAUUUCAGUACAAUCAGUAACAUAUGGGUGAGCAUUUGUUAUGUUUUACACUUAGAUUAUAUAGAUAGGGUGUCUCCAUACAAAUGCUUCGAGAAAAGAGGGUCAACUUUUUCAUACAAUUUUGCGUGCGUAAAUAGUUGCUAGUGAUUCCUUUAUAACUUCCAUAUUUAUUUUGUCUUAUAAUUUUUGCAACUUUUUAAUGUGUAAACACUCAUUUUAUUUAUUAAAUAAUAAGUCAAGAUACAUUUUCUGCGUAAUUAUAUAGAACACAGAUAAAAAAAAAAACGAGUCAGCUAAUUUGACAAUUGGCUGACAAAAAGUUGACCCGUUUUUGAGGUCCGAUGCUCUAUCUAUAUGAUGUAAGGGUUUUACAUUAACCGUCUUACGAUCUAUGUACAUACACAGUCAACUUUGUUACAACCAUACAAAAUGUCACGAACAUGAAUGUCAUCUCUAUGCUAUUAUGCAGUUUGUUCUAUACUAAAUUUUAAUUGCACAUUACAAAAAUAUGUAUUAUAACAUUGAUUUAUGUAAUUUAGUAUAAAACAAACUGUAUUGUGUAGCAAUUGUAAAUUGUUAGCUGUUGUAAGUUCUGGUGCUUUAAUCAUUUGUCAAUGUGAUGAUUAAAUUAAAGUGAUUCAGUUUAUUAGAACUGAUAUGUAUUGACAAAUGAUAUGGAGCAAUACAAACGACUGGAAAAUAAUGUUAAGUCCGUUUUCUAUCGGAUUAGUUAAAUUGAACUGUAGUUAACGAAUUACAUUGUAUUGCAUUGUAAGCGCCUUGCAGUCAUAAUAAAUAUUUAUUUUAAUAAGUUAUUGUGAGUCAUGAACUUGUAAAUAUUUUAGAAUAUAAUAAGAUAUUAUUAUAAA
Galleria mellonella (greater wax moth) is the source of this 5505-nucleotide messenger RNA. RefSeq names its product dnaJ homolog subfamily C member 3 (gene P58IPK). Gene Ontology annotation, molecular function: protein-folding chaperone binding; misfolded protein binding. Lineage: Eukaryota; Metazoa; Arthropoda; Insecta; Lepidoptera; Pyralidae. The record is from RefSeq and is a predicted model, not a curated record. Gene Ontology annotation, biological process: protein folding in endoplasmic reticulum. Bases 127 to 1599 code for a protein of 490 amino acids. Gene Ontology annotation, cellular component: endoplasmic reticulum. The transcript is spliced from 11 exons.